Molecule: messenger RNA, 945 nt
Organism: Elephantulus edwardii (Cape elephant shrew)
Lineage: Eukaryota; Metazoa; Chordata; Mammalia; Macroscelidea; Macroscelididae
Gene: TMEM127
Product: transmembrane protein 127
Exons: 4
Coding region: 229-945 (238 amino acids)
Biological process (GO): negative regulation of TOR signaling; negative regulation of cell population proliferation
Cellular component (GO): membrane
Source: RefSeq, a predicted model, not a curated record
GUUGCGGGGGUUAGGGCCUGGGAUCCCUGGGCCCCAGGUAGCAGAAGAUCCCGUGACGGGGCGGAGUGACACUAUCUCGGCCCUGAGGCUUGCUAACGGCCCCUGCCGGCCUCACCUGCCGUGACCCAGCGCCGUGCUGUUCUCCCCGCGACAGGCGAGCUCUGUGCGCCCGGCGGAGGUCGGCGGCAACAAGCAGCGACUGCGGAGCGGCGGCGGGCGGCCCCGGGUAUGUACGCCCCCGGAGGCGCAGGGCUGCCCGGAGGGCGCCGGCGGAGAAGCCCCGGAGGCAGCGCUCUGCCCAAGCAGCCGGAGCGUAGCCUGGCCUCGGCUCUCCCGGGCGCGCUGUCCAUCACAGCGCUGUGCACUGCCCUCGCCGAGCCCGCCUGGCUGCACAUCCACGGCGGCACCUGUUCCCGCCAGGAGCUGGGGGUCUCCGACGUGCUGGGCUACGUGCAUCCGGACCUCCUGAAAGAUUUCUGCAUGAAUCCUCAGACCAUACUGCUCCUGCGAGUCAUUGCUGCCUUCUGCUUCCUGGGCAUACUAUGCAGUCUCUCUGCUUUCCUCCUGGAUGUCUUUGGGCCCAAGCAUCCAGCCCUGAAGAUCACUCGUCGAUAUGCCUUUGCCCACAUCCUCACAGUCCUGCAGUGUGCCACUGUCAUUGGCUUUUCUUACUGGGCUUCUGAACUCAUCUUGGCCCAGCAGCAGCAGCACAAGAAGUACCAUGGUUCCCAGGUCUACGUCACCUUUGCCGUUAGCUUCUACCUGGUGGCUGGAGCUGGUGGAGCCUCAAUCCUGGCCACAGCAGCCAACCUCCUGCGCCACUACCCUACGGAGGAGGAGGAGCAGGCGCUGGAGCUGCUGUCUGAGAUGGAAGAGAAUGAGCCGUACCCAGCUGAGUAUGAAGUCAUCAACCAGUUUCAGCCACCCCCGGCCUACACACCAUAG